This is a messenger RNA of Trametes versicolor FP-101664 SS1, 560 nucleotides long. RefSeq names its product arp2/3 complex subunit. Gene Ontology annotation, cellular component: Arp2/3 protein complex; cytoplasm; actin cytoskeleton. Gene Ontology annotation, molecular function: actin filament binding. The coding region runs from base 22 to 492 and encodes 156 amino acids. Gene Ontology annotation, biological process: Arp2/3 complex-mediated actin nucleation; regulation of actin filament polymerization. NCBI's taxonomy places the organism in Eukaryota, Fungi, Basidiomycota, Agaricomycetes, Polyporales, Polyporaceae. The record is from RefSeq and is a predicted model, not a curated record. The transcript is spliced from 4 exons.
UGACUCUCUUGCUCUGCUACUAUGGACGUGAACUUCCGGAAGAUUGACAUUGAUCAAUACGACGAGGAUGUAUUGCUUGACAGCGAGCUCUACGAGGCCGACCCGCGCGACCCUGCGCAAGCGUUGAACGAUGUGAAGCAGAAGGCGGCAUCUGUACGGGGUUCACUAUCCAAGGGUGAUAUUGCAGGAGCCCUGUCUCUGGUUCUCGAGGAUGCUCCUUACGGCCCGGCCGCAGAAGAGGCGAAGAACCUCAACCUACAAACCUUGGUCUCGAUACUGAACAGUACCAAGGCGACGGAGAUUCCGGGUGUCGUGAAGGCACUGUCUACGGAUGCGCAGGACACCCUGAUGAAGUACCUGUACAAGGGUAUGGCCCUGCCAGGUUGGGGGGACGUGAGCGGGAGUGUGCUUCUGGGCUGGCACGAGAAGCUGACAGAGGUUGCGGGUACUGGCUGCAUCGUGCGUGCUAUGACGGACAGGAGACUUGUAUGAAUGCACUACAAAACGGAAUGUACACUAUUCUGCGCGCACGGCACGCCGAUACCAUCUUCUCCAGAGAG